AUGCUCUUAGUACUUAGUUUUGAUGUGGGACUCGUGGGAGUGUCUUCGACGGUCGACACGUGCUCUGACAGGUUCUGGUGGGAACUCCGAGGUUAUCUGUCAAAAUCGGCUGGAUGUGCUAAUUCGUCGAUUGGCAAAAGAUGCCGAAGAUUGGCGUUGGUGAGUCGGUCGGUAGCACUUGCUAAUUUCGACGACCGUGUAUCAAUCGGUGAUGUGUGCUGA
This is a messenger RNA of Prunus armeniaca (apricot), 222 nucleotides long. The record is from the annotation of a GenBank genome assembly. NCBI's taxonomy places the organism in Eukaryota, Viridiplantae, Streptophyta, Magnoliopsida, Rosales, Rosaceae.